UUCCAGUCCUACGAGACGUCAGCUACUGCGGUGUACUCGGUACUUGUGAUGCUAGCGAUGCAUCCGGAAAUUCAGGAUCGUGUAUUUGAAGAAGUUCGUUCUGUAUUUCCAGACGAAGUCUCUUCAGUGGGGUACGACGAUAUGAAAAAAUUUCCUUACUUGGAUAUGGUCAUAGCAGAGACUUUGCGACUAGCUCCACCAAUACCGUGCAUUGGACGACAAACACUAAAUGAAACCGAACUACGUCCCGGUGUAAGGAUUCCCAAGGAAAUGCAAGUUGUCAUACCAAUUUACGAAUUGCAUAGGCGCAAAGAGAUUUGGGGCCCGGAAGCAGAUCGUUUUAACCCCGACAACUUCCUACCUGAAAAUAUUGCAAAGCGUCAUCCGUGUGCGUAUAUGGCUUUCUCAAAAGGACCGCGCAAUUGCAUAGGUUUCCGUUACGCAGAAUUCACAUUGCGCGUGUUGUUGAUAACUUUACUCCGCAGUCUUAAAUUCUCAACAACUUUUAAAUAUCAUGAUAUUGUUUUCAUGCCAAAAGUUACUUUGGGCUAUGAAGUGGAGCCGCUAUUAAGCAUAGAAGUCAGAGCUUGAGGUGGAUAGUCUUCAUUCGAUUUUAAAUAUAAGGAUUAAAAUAUUAAAUAAGAGGUUUAUUUUUAAUGGAACUACACUUUGUAAAAUUUAUUUAAAUAG
Messenger RNA from Rhagoletis zephyria (snowberry fruit fly), 690 nucleotides. Its product is annotated as probable cytochrome P450 313a4. NCBI's taxonomy places the organism in Eukaryota, Metazoa, Arthropoda, Insecta, Diptera, Tephritidae. Gene Ontology annotation, molecular function: oxidoreductase activity, acting on paired donors, with incorporation or reduction of molecular oxygen; monooxygenase activity; iron ion binding. The record is from RefSeq and is a predicted model, not a curated record.